Molecule: messenger RNA, 536 nt
Organism: Penicillium canescens
Lineage: Eukaryota; Fungi; Ascomycota; Eurotiomycetes; Eurotiales; Aspergillaceae
Exons: 4
Coding region: 11-478 (155 amino acids)
Cellular component (GO): cytosol; mitochondrion
Molecular function (GO): deaminase activity
Source: RefSeq, a predicted model, not a curated record
CUUCUUCCUCAUGCUGCGCCCAACUUCUCGUCUCUUGUCUCUUUCUCAAACUAUCACUCCUCGACCUUCUAUCCUUUCCAGACCUCAAUUCCUCCCUCGCACCAUGUCUAUGUCUACCAUCUCCGCUAAGGACGCCUGCCCUCCUGCUGGCCCCUACUCCCAGGCCAUCCGUGCCAACGGCCAGAUCUUUGUCUCCGGCCAGAUCCCCGCCGACGCCUCCGCCAACCUGGUCGAGGGUAACAUCGGCCAGAAGACCCAGGUCUGCUGCGACAACAUCAAGGCUAUCCUGACCGCUGCCGGCUCCGACGUCUCCAAGAUCGUUAAGGUUAACGUCUUCUUGACUGAUAUGGCCAACUUCGCCGAAAUGAACGCCACCUACGAGAAAUUCUUCGUUCACAAGCCUGCCCGUAGCUGUGUUGCUGUUCACCAGCUGCCGAAGGGUGUCCCCGUUGAGAUUGAGUGCAUUGCUCUGGAGUAAAUUUGAGGGUUUGUUCUUUGGAAUGAAUACUUUUCACCAGAUACAAUGGAAACUUCAG